GGUAACGAGCCCUUCAUGCUUUGUAUCAACAACACUAAAAGGAAGCUUAUUACAGCUUCUAAGUUUGGCAUCUGAGUGUUGGUGUUCCCAAUGCGGAUUCUCCCCGUUUUUCGAGGAGCAGUUCUGUGCUUCUACGUGUCCUUACUCUUUGCUGCAACUUUCUGCUAUGCCGGUGACAAGACAGUUGAGGUAGUUGGGACAGGAGAAUGUGCAGAUUGUGCAGAGAGUAACAUUAAGACUGUUCAUGCCUUUUCAGGGCUUCGAGUGACAAUUGAUUGCAAGCCUGAAAAUGGAGAGUUCAAAACAAGAGGGUUUGGUGAGCUUGACGAAGAAGGGAAGUUCAAAGUGUCUCUUCCAAGUGAGGUUGUGAAGGAUGGGAAAUUGAAGGAGGAAUGCUAUGCACAGCUUCACAGUGCAUCAGCUGCACCAUGCCCAUCCCAUGAUGGCCUAGAGUCCUCCAAGAUCGUCUUGAAGUCGAAAACUGAUGAGAAACACACAUUUGGGCUUGCAGGGAAACUGAAGUUUUCACCUGUGACUUGCACUUCAGCAUUCUUGUGGCCUCACUUCAAGUAUCCACCACUACCUAAAUUGCCUCCAUUGCCAAAAUGGAAACUUCCACCAUUGAAAGAUUUUCACCAUCCUUACCUAUUCCCACCUAAAGUCUUUCCUCCAUUCCCCCCGAAGGUGUUCCCACCUCUCCCACCAAAGCUCUUCCCUCCAAAGCCUUUUCCUCCACCACUUCCAGUCUACAAGAAGCCACUCCCACCUCCAGUUCCAAUCUACAAGCCAGAGCCAAAACCACCAGUUUUCAAGCCUCCUCCGGUCCCAAUCUACAAGAAGCCACUCCCACCUCCAGCUCCAAUUCCAAUCUACAAGCCAGAGCCAAAACCACCAGUCUUCAAGCCUCCUCCGGUCCCAAUCUACAAGAAGCCACUCCCACCUCCAGUUCCAAUCUACAAGAAGCCACUCCCACCUCCAGUUCCAAUCUACAAGCCAAAGCCCAAACCACCAGUUUUCAAGCCUCCUCCGGUCCCAAUCUACAAGCCAAAACCACCAGUCUUCAAGCUUCCUCCGGUCCCAAUCUAUAAGAAGCCACUCCCACCUCCAGUUCCAAUCUACAAGCCAAAGCCAAAACCACCAGUUUUCAAGCCUCCUCCGGUCCCAAUCUACAAGCCAAAACCACCAGUCUUCAAACCCCCUCCUGUUCCAGUCUACAAACCAAAGCCAAAACCACCAAUCUACAAGCCUCUCCCACCUCCUGUUCCCAUCUCCAAGCCUCUCCCUCCAAUCCCAAAGAUCCCUCCAUUUUAUAAGAAGCCAUUGCCCCCUCUUCCUAAGCUUCCCCCUCACCCCAAGAUUCCCCCAAUCUACAAGCCUAAACCACCAGUCUUCAAGCCCCCUCCCGUUCCAAUCUACAAACCAGAGCCAAAACCACCAAUCUACAAGCCUCUACCACCUCCCGUUCCCAUCUAUAAGCCUCUCCCUCCAAUCCCAAAGAUCCCUCCAUUUUACAAGAAGCCAUGCCCCCCUCUUCCUAAGCUUCCUCCUCACCCCAAGAUUCCUCCAAAGUACCUCAACCACCCCAAGUUUGGAAAAUGGCCUCCCUUGCCACCAUAUUCUCCCAUUCAUUAGGCUAUAUUGCAGCUUUCUUACCUGCAAGUAGGAUGAAUGUUGCUUCUCUCAAUUAUUUAUGACUGCUAGUGUGAAAUUCUCUGUGCUGUACUGAAAUAAAGCCUUCAAGAUAGGGAAAGAAAGCAAAAGAAGACAUCAUGGGGAGUGAAGAGCGCGGAUUGUUAUUUACUAAUUAUUACCUAUAUUGUCAGUGAACUCAAAUUGAUUGUCUUUGGGAAUUUCCUCUUUUCUUCUUGACUUGUAAAUUUCAUUUUCCAAUGCCUUUGCAAUAAUAUUAUAUGUCAUUUCUGUUAA
This is a messenger RNA of Populus trichocarpa (black cottonwood), 1926 nucleotides long. Its product is annotated as repetitive proline-rich cell wall protein 2. The transcript is spliced from 2 exons. The record is from RefSeq and is a predicted model, not a curated record. The coding region runs from base 91 to 1632 and encodes 513 amino acids. Lineage: Eukaryota; Viridiplantae; Streptophyta; Magnoliopsida; Malpighiales; Salicaceae.